AUGAUAUAAAAUAAGUUGAAUGGAGUAAAAUACCUUCAAAAAGUUACUAAAACAACUGAAUAAGCUUAAAAUUCUGAUUUUUAGUAAAAAUAGACUUAAAAUAUUCGAGUUUCUUCAGUAUCUUUAUCUCCAAAAAGAAUGCAGAUAUAUAAUCAAAAUUAAAAUAUGAAAAGAUAAGGUAGCCUAACAAGCUUGAAAUUUAACAAAUUUUAAAUUUUUUAAGAUUAUAAUUAGAAAUUAAAAGAAGAAAAUUUUAAUACUCCUACAAAUUUUAACAGAUCACUUGACCCAACUGAAAUAGAUGAGUAAGAUUUAUAUGAUAAUAAUAGAAGUAUUAAUAGAAUUAGUAACUCCACAGGAGAAAAAAGAUUUUCUUAGAGUGAUGAUGGGUAAAGCAAUAGAAGCAGCUAAGAUUUAUAAUCAAAGUUAAAUUAUUAUAGUAAUAUGAAAGAAGCAUAUCUCACGAAUUCUUUAAGCACCCAAUUUGAUGCUGAUAAAAUUAGUGGAAGAAACAAUACAGAUAAAACAAUAUCUACUUGCAUAUCAUACAAAUCCCAUUCAAAUCGUUAGUCGAAAAAUAUAUAUUCUAAUAAUCAUUCUAGCUGUGCUUUGAAUUAGAGAUGUUCAAGUUAGUAAAGCUCUUAUUGCUCUCACUUCAACAUAAAUUCUUCUUAAUCUCCAUGCGAUGCAUCCCCAAGAGACACAUGCAGUUAGCAAGUAAAUAAUGAUAAGUAAAAUUCAACUGGAUUUUAUUAAAAUAUUUAGGAGUAAUCAUAAUAAAAUUCACCUUACAUCUAAUAUUAACAAGACUAAGCAAUCCCAUAGAAUUCCUUUUGUAAAUAAAAUUCAAAAGAAACUUUUUAGCAAAAAGCAAGUAACUCAGAAAAUUUAAUUUAUUAAAAACCUUAUUAAGAAAAUAUAAAUAACUUGUAUUUGAGCGGUUCAAAAUCAGAUAAGUAUAUGGCAAGUAGUAACAUCUAUAACAAUUCUAAAAUAGGAUGUAAUAACAGUGAUCUCCACAGAAUUAAAGAAGAGGCAGAGAGUGAUACUUAGUCCAUUUACUCUUGCUCAGUUAGACUGCGUCAUACUCCACCUUCUUAAAAUAGCUACGAUAGAAAAGUUUCAAAUAAUAAAGAUAUAUAAUAAAAAGUUGUAUUAGCAAGAUAGUUGUUACGUUCUUAAUAAAGUAUAGAUAGCAUAAAUUUGUAAAAGCUCUCAAAUUAAACUUCACCAAAAAGUCAAAACUAAAAAGAAGAUUACAAAAAUUAACAGCAACUUUGCAAUGAGGAAGCUAUCUACUUAUAUACAUAGGAUUUACUUGCCAAUUCUAUUUAAAUUGAUUACAAACAAAAUUAAAAUUCUUCAGGAAAAGGACUGGUAAGAGAAUCACCUAAAGAAAGUCUUAAAGAGUAGAAAAUAGAUAAAUAUGGAAUGAAAGAAGAUAAUUUUUUAGACAAGAAAGACCAAGACUUUAAUAAAAGCUAGCUUCUCGGAAUGAAUGGUGAGUAAAAUGUUUAAUUAAUUAUGUAAAUUUAAGAAAAAACUUAAAACGAACAUUCUAUGGAUAUUAACUAGAACCCAAAAUAUAAUUAAUAAAAUUGUGAUUAAUAAUUAAAUUAAAUUAAUGAAAAUCAAAAACAACCACAAACGGAGAUGAAAAAUAAUCUUUCGCAAUCAUAAUAAUAAUUACAAAUAAAAGAUACUGAGAACUAAGAAAAAUCUUAAAUUUGGAAAGAUAAUUAAUAAUUAAUAACUAAUAGUACUAAAAAAAACGAACUUACUUUAGAGAGUAUAUCUAUUAAAUGGUAGAAAUAGUAAUCAAGUAUCUUAUCGGAAGCUAAUUAAUCUGUUAUCUUAGAUUUUGAUAGAAAAAAUAUUAGCAAUCCUGAAGUCUAAGUAAUUACUCCAAAUUAAAAUUUAAAAACUGAGCUCAAAAACGUUAACAUAGAUCUAGAAGCUAAUGCUAAAUAAAGAGAAUAAAAUUUAAGUGACUAAGAAGAACGCUCCUAACAACCUCCUCCUUUAAUAACACUUUCAUCUUCUCUGAUAAAAAAUAACUAAUUAAAUAACUUUUAAAGUUAAGUGGAUGACUUUACAGAAUUUGAGGUGGAGUAUGAGCGUAUCAAGUAAUUUAUUAUUAAUAACAGUUAAAAAUUACUUGAAAAAAAAACAUUGACAGCUAAAUUUCCAAUUUAUAAGCUUGAUGAAAUUUACUAAGAAAAGAAUUCUUUUAUUCAGAACUCUUAAACUAAUUUUGCUUAAAAUACAAAUCCUAAUUUAAAAGUUUUUGAAGAAACAUAACUAUAUUCUAAUACUGUGAAGUCCUCAUAAAACUCACCUAUUAAUUUAGAAAAUGAUUAGCAAUCAUCCUAUAACAACUUCAAGACAUAACAAUAAUAACAGUAAAAUAAAUAACAAACCUCUUACUUAACAAAUAGAUGCUAUUCUUAGAGAUUUUCUCUUGGUUCUCCCACUUCUUAUAUAACAAACAUAGAUAACAUGAUUUUUCAUCUCUUCACAACUCCUUAAAAAACUGUCACUCAAGUCCUCAAAGAAGUAGAUUUGUAAAGUGUAAUUUGCUAAGACUAGUUAAGUAAAAAAAUACCAGGUAUAAUAGACAGAUGGAAAAAGAAGUAUCUAUUUUUAUAUUUAGAUAAACUUUGCUAUUAAGAGAACUAGAAUUCAAGAGUAUCUACAAUCUCAUUUAAACAUUUUGAUUAUCAGAUAAGUAAAGACGUUUUUAGAAAUACUUUUACUCUGCUAGAAUAAAAUACAAAGAAAAAAUUUACUUUCAAAUGUCAAGAUUCAAAUUAAAAUGAAUUUUGGGUUUAAACUAUAGCAGACAUUAUUAUUUUCAAUCAAAUGUUCGCUAAAUACAAGCUUAAUAAUGAAAAUGCACUUCUUUACUAAAAAUAGCAAGUGUGCUUCCCUAACGAAGUACAGUCUAUCUUAUAAACAGGCGAUUUAAUAAUAUACAGAGUUUUUAAUCAAAAAUCACACAAACCAGAAAAAAAGCUUGAAGUGGCCUUGAUAAUAAAAACCUAGUUUAUUACUUAGGUGUGCUUUUACUCUUAAGAUGAAGGAAUCCUAACCUUACCUUUAGAUACUUUUCUGACUCUUUUUAACCUAGCAAGUCUAAGCUUUAGAAGGUUAGAAAGAGUUAAACAAAACGAUGAAAAGAAAAAUGAAGAUGACAUUACUAGCACAAGUGUUGAAUUUGUAUAAUAGCAUCAAUAAAAUAAUUUUAAAGAUUCAAAUCAUUUAGUGUUUGAAAUUCUAAAGGCUUCAAAUGUUUUAAAAGAGAAAACAACUUCUAAAAUAUUAUAUGAUAGAGAUAUUUUUGAGACUAAUAGAUUAAAUCUCUACACUCAAAAUUGCUCAUAUUCCGAUUUAAUAUACUUAGUUCUAAAAAAUCAUAUUAAUGCUGUCUUAAGCAAUCCUCCACAAUUAAAUAGCAUUUUUAAAGAUACAUCUUAUGUGAGCAGCGAUUCUAGCUAAAUAGUAAAUUUAAGAUUCGCUCAAGAAGUAAUUAGUCCUGUCUCUAACAUGAAUUCUUUUAGAACCCAAUCAAUAAGAUAAAUUCCUCAUAGCUCUUCCAUGUUUUAAACUCAAGAAUAUCACAACGAAGAAGGAAGUAGCAGUUUUGGAAGCAGGAAUAACAUGUUUAGAAAUUUAAGCUACAUUGAAUUUGGUAAAGAAUUUAAAAGAAAUAGUUUUAACUGUUCAUCAUUAAAAUACCUUUGA
Tetrahymena thermophila SB210 is the source of this 3744-nucleotide messenger RNA. RefSeq lists its product as hypothetical. The record is from RefSeq and is a predicted model, not a curated record. The transcript is spliced from 6 exons. Lineage: Eukaryota; Ciliophora; Oligohymenophorea; Hymenostomatida; Tetrahymenidae.